This is a messenger RNA of Grosmannia clavigera kw1407, 753 nucleotides long. RefSeq lists its product as uncharacterized. The coding region runs from base 1 to 753 and encodes 250 amino acids. Gene Ontology annotation, biological process: protein targeting to vacuole; protein targeting to membrane; ubiquitin-dependent protein catabolic process via the multivesicular body sorting pathway. The record is from RefSeq and is a predicted model, not a curated record. Gene Ontology annotation, cellular component: ESCRT I complex. Lineage: Eukaryota; Fungi; Ascomycota; Sordariomycetes; Ophiostomatales; Ophiostomataceae. The transcript is spliced from 2 exons.
AUGUACACGGCAACGGCACCAAUCCCCCCGCCCAAGUCUGGCAGCCAUGAGGUCAGCCGACGCAGCACUCCGGCAGCUACGCAAUCGCCCAGACCACCGCCGCCGGUCCCAGCGACAUCAUCCAGCCUUCCAGAGGCGGUGAUGCAGGCUCAGAUUGCGGCGCUGCCGGAUACUCCGGACCCGGGCGAGAACUGGCUGCCCAAGAUUCUACAAGACAAAUCAAAGCAAGACCUGGCCGACAUCCUGGCAUCGCCAGGGCUUCUUGAUGCCCUCACGCACAGCACGGUCACGAGUCAUCCGUCGCUGGCGGCCUCGCACGCGACCCUGGCCGCCGCCCUCGACGAGAACAUGCAGCUCGCCGCCCACCUGCAGGAGCUCGAGGCACGACUGGCACACCAGCGGGCAGCAACCCAGGCUCAGCUGAUGGGUGCCCACGCGCUGGAGCGCUCGUGGCGCAGCAAGCAGGCGGACAUGGACGCGGCGCUGGCGCCGUUUGCGCCGGCUAGCCUGUACCAGCGGCUGGCCGCCGGCGUGGCCGAGCAGGAGCAAGUGUGCCAGGCACUAGAGGAGAGCUUCCUGGACGGCGGCAGCGGUGGCGACCCGUCGGCGUUGGGCGGCCAUGACGGAGCACCGGCCAGCGAGCGGGAGGCGGCCGACUGGGUGCGACGGUAUCGCGAGGCACGGAAGCUGUACUACCUACGACAAGAGAGAAGAGAGCGAUGGGAUGAAGGCCGCGUGGGCGGAUGGCGAUAG